This is a messenger RNA of Rotaria sordida, 663 nucleotides long. NCBI's taxonomy places the organism in Eukaryota, Metazoa, Rotifera, Eurotatoria, Philodinida, Philodinidae. The record is from the annotation of a GenBank genome assembly.
AUGAAAAAUUUUACUAAGUAUCAAGAUGAACAUGAUGAAUUUCUUCAUCCAUUAUGGUUGGGUAUAUUAUUGUUAUUUAUUGUAAUAGUUAUUAUUAGUAUAUCAUGUUUUAUACGAAAAAAAUUUGGUUCAUCAAUAUGUCAUUUAUUUAAUCGAUUAUGUUGUAGAAAUGAAUUAAAUAAUGAACAUAAUUCAAAAACUAAUAAACACUUACAAAUAGAAAAUGCAUAUAAUUGGGCACCUAUCUUUAUUCCAUCUAGAAGUGUAUCACCUAAACUACGUACAUUAGUUCGAAGUAUUCGAAUGGGUAGUCUUGAAAAACAAUUAUCUAUUCAAAUUAGAAAUAAGAAUGAAAGCAAUAGUUCUGAAAAUGAUAUAUUUUCAAUAGUUGAUGAAUCGGAUCGUGUUCAAACAUCUUCAUGUCAAAAUUCUUCUCAAUCAAUUCAAGAAUCAAGUAAUAAUCGAAAUUGUGAAACAGCUCGAAAAUUUUAUGCAAGUAUGCGUCAAACAAGUGUAUAUCAAAAUACAAUGUCAAUUGAUAGUUAUGAUAAUCAACCUUCAUUAUCAACAAAGAAUUCUUUAAUGAAAGCAAAUAGAGUUGAAAAACGAAAAAAUUUUCGUACACCACAUCAUUUUUUUCGAUCAAUAACAUAUAGAUGUUAA